GAGAGAGGCGCGACACAAGCUCGUGGGGGGGAUCAAGAGGGCUAAAACGGCUCGUGGACACAAUGGAUUCGCGAACGAAAGGAAUUUCCGUCGAUUAAAGGACGGAGUCUUCGAUGAACACGAGACACAAGGAGGAGAAGCAGAGGGGCUAUGCUGUUUCUGCUCGUCUUUACUGCUGUUUGAUUAACCAUGAUGAAGACUGAACCCCCAUCUGCAGCCAGUGGCAGCACUGGCACCACCCUCGUAGCAAGAAGCGCAUCGCCGCACAGGAACGCCUAUGAAGCUGGAAUUCAAUCUCUCAAGCCGGUAAAAGAUUUCAGUGCUGCUAAGGGCGAGGAUGGGAAACCUCGACCCCAGGGCCGGGGCUGCAAGUACGGCUCCAAUGUGCACCGCAUCAAGAAUAUGUUCAUGCAAAUGGGUUCCCCUGGGGAAGAAGAGGAUCCGUCGAAGGCCAAAGACCAGUCCAUCCGACUCUCCCUCCCCAGAGCGAGCAGUCUGAAUGAGAAUGUGGAUCACAGCGCGCUGCUCAAACUCGGUGGGACUGUGUCAGAGCGAGUUAGCCGCUUCGAUGGUAGCAGCUCCCGUGGACCAACCACAAGCUCCUCCAAGCUACAGGAGACACGGAAGAUAUUUGAGCAGCGUCACCUGCAGGAGAAGCAGGCUGCGACUAAUCGAAUCCUGUUAAAGAAAGAGCGGGCAUCGGGCUUCCAAGACAGCCGUUUGGAUGUGGUGGUGCGCUUCAACGGCAGCACAGAGUCACUGGACAGACUGGAUGCGGGGGACUGUCGCGCAGAUGCAGUAUCCCCUACAGUCAGCCAAUUGAGCGCAGUGUUUGAACGGGCCGACCAGCGCAACAACCUACUCCGACCGUCUUCAACCUCCCCACUGCCUUCUACCCCGGCCAAGGUGGGAGGAAUCGGCGCCAAAGUUGUCACUAGAAAGACACGAGUCUCCCCUCCGACGGAGAACCAAGAGGAGGGAGCUCAGCGCAAUGACCAAGAGGCUGCACCUGGGAGUCCGAAGAGUAGAACAAGCAUCCAAGCUGAUGGACCCAAAGGCAAACCAUCUGAGGAUGUGGCUGCUGAUACAGAUUUAGAUAAGUCCAGGUCGGAAGAGGGUUCCAAACCAGAGGAGCAUGCAGCACCAGGAGCACCAGAUGCAGGGAGCAGACUGGUACAGGUGGAUGUUCACGCAUCUCUGGAAAAUGGAGAGGCCACCAGCAGCCAUGAGCCCUCAGAACGAAAGGAGGAAAUUGGACAGGCCUGCGUCGAGGAGGAAUCCUACAGAGAGGAUAUCUCAGAAGCAGACCUGGUGGACAUCAGCGCGUACAGUGGGAUCGGAGAGGACUCUGGUGGGAGUCAGCUGGAUGAAGAUGAGGAGGCUGAGGAUGAUGAUACUUACGAACCAGAAUCCAGCUGUUCGGAAAUUCCUGGGCUGCCUGUAGAAGAUGAACCACCCCCCAGCAGGAAGAUUCGUUUCAGUACAAACUCCAUCAAGGUGGUCUAGAUGGCUGGGUUUCAAGCUGGAGCUGGUGACCUUGGACCAGCAAAAAAUCAGCUAUCAUUUUUCAGAAAUCACCUUGACCACCUUAAGCAGAUUUGGGCCAGUUUUUCCA
Sinocyclocheilus anshuiensis is the source of this 1615-nucleotide messenger RNA. Its product is annotated as neurabin-2-like. The coding region runs from base 190 to 1506 and encodes 438 amino acids. The record is from RefSeq and is a predicted model, not a curated record. Gene Ontology annotation, molecular function: actin filament binding. Lineage: Eukaryota; Metazoa; Chordata; Actinopteri; Cypriniformes; Cyprinidae. The transcript has 3 exons. Gene Ontology annotation, cellular component: postsynaptic density; dendrite; actin cytoskeleton. Gene Ontology annotation, biological process: neuron projection development; calcium-mediated signaling; actin filament organization.